Messenger RNA from Xyrichtys novacula (pearly razorfish), 2009 nucleotides. The record is from the annotation of a GenBank genome assembly. Lineage: Eukaryota; Metazoa; Chordata; Actinopteri; Labriformes; Labridae.
GCAUUUCACUGACGUCACUACUUCCCUUAGCAAGGAUCUGCUCAGACAGUAUCGCACACGUGUGUGCUAAAGUGAACUUUUUUCCUAUGGCGAAUUCAUUUUCACUGCAGCUCGAAGAUUUGUUAAACCCGUUACCUAAAUUUGCUGAUCCGGAGGAUGAUGAAGAUGAAGCUACCAAAGCCAAAGUGAUAAACAGGUUCAACGAGGACGAUGAUGAAGAUGAAGUCGGCCGCAGUGCUCUACGGAAACACAACACAUCUCUGCUCUCAGACACAGACAGACGGUAUGUGGGGAAGGCUGUCUCUCGGAAACAACUGCUGAUGGAUACAGAAGAACUAAAUGAGGAUGCAGACGAGGAUGAUGAUGAAGAUGAGGACGAGAGCAGCGAAGAAGAGCUGGUAGAAGCUGUAUCUACGGGGGAUGAAGAGGCAGGCGAAGAUGAUGACAAUGAUUUUGUGGACUAUGAGGAGGAGGAGGAGUUAGUGGAUGCAAAGCCAGAUGUCAAAAAGUCUUCUACAACAAAAGGUGCUGCUGAAAUUUUUCCUCAGGGAGUGGACUUCCACAAACUCACUGCGGGCAUGGAUGAUCUCGGAGUGAGUGAAGAAGAUGAUGGAGACAUUGGAGAUGAAACAGAAGGCAGUGAUGAAGAUGAGGGCUCUGAUGAUGAUGAUGAUGAUGAUGAAAUGGAAGAGGAUGAUGAAGAUGAUGAGGGAGUUGUCCGCACUUUCUCUCAAGACAAAGUUGACGAGGAAGUCGAGAAAGGGAAGGCUGUGAAGAACCAGCUAGCCCUGUGGGAUCAGCUGCUGGAGGGUCGUAUUAAAAUUCAAAAAGCUUUGAUGACAGCCAACCAGCUUCCACAGCCAGACACACUCCCAGAAUUCAAGAGAAGGGGCGGAGCUGAGCUCGCCGGGGAGCUGAAGAAUACCCACAAAGCUCUUAAAGCCCUUCAAAGAUCCCUGCUGGAGCUCCACGAUCAGCUGCUUUACCAAAAUGCAGACACAAGGAGCAUUGCUCUGGGGGAGACAGGAGAUCAGGACGAUGAUGAGGAGAUAAACAGCGAUGAAGAUGGGUCAGUUCAGGAAAGUGGUGCACCUAAACGGAAACUGGAGAUGGCAGAGUACCCAGACUUUAUGGCCAAACGUUUCACUCAGUUCCAGCCUUACUGUAAUGCUACGUUGCAGAAGUGGCAUGACAAAACCCGACUGACAAUGGGCAAAACCAGCAAAGGUUUCGGGGCGUUUGAGAGAAACAUACUGACACAGGUGGAGCAGGUGCUGAUGGACAAAGAGAGACUGAUGAGACGCACUCAGACCCGCCGCUCUGAGUUCAAGGUCCUGGGGAAAAAAGAGGCCUUGGCUUUCAUGCCGGAACCUCUCCUUGAAGAAGGAGAAGAGGUAGAGCAGCAGCUGAAAGCAAACACACACCUAAAAGACCUGGAUGAAGACAUAUUCAAUGAUGAUGAUUUCUACCAUCAGCUGCUAAGAGAGCUGAUUGAGCGCAAGACAAGUGCUGCAGAUCCCAAUGACCAGGUGGCCAUGGGCAGACAGUGGCUUGCCAUCCAGAAACUGCGCAGCAAGAUAAAGAAAAAAGUAGACACUAAAGCAAGUAAGGGGCGCAAAGUCCGGUUCCACAUCCACAGUAAACUGGUGAAUUUUAUGGCCCCUAUAGAUCACAGCUCAAUGAGUGACGAGGCACGCAGUGAACUGUAUCGUGGACUCUUUGGUCAGAACUCAGCAGCCAGGGAAUGAUGUAAAGGAGGUACUUAUCGAGAGCGGAUACCAGGAUGUGAACCAAACAGGGUCUCUUUGUAAACCCAGGGGUGAUGCAGAGCAGCAGUUUCUAUUAAGACGCUGACUUUGAUUAUUAGGGAAGGCUCUGCAAAGUGGGCUAGAUGAUAAAAUCAUAGAGCACAUCAUGGUUGGAAAAAAAACCCUAUUUUGUUAAGAAAAAUGUCAAACAGGUGUAAUUGUGUGAUGACCAUGUUUUAAUUAAAAAAAAGCUGCACUUGC